UUGCACACACAUGGCUUCUUGCCACAGCCCACAGGCAUGCAUGCUCCAUUUCUAGAACGAUCAUUACCAGUUGGAUUGGAAGCUUGCGUGUGGCCAUCUCCUCUAUCUUCACCUACCUACUCUCCAAUCUUGCUAGAUGUGCAAACCCCUCGUUUUCUUCUCAUCCAUCCUCCUCGUUUUCUCCAAGCAGGUACGACUUCCCGCCGCUCCCCGGGCGCUACAUAUGCAUCACCUUCACUUCGCCGCAUGCAACCCCAGCACUUCAACCGCAACGACGACCUGACACGCUGAUCAUUGAGCUCCUCUAGGAGUAGUGUUCACCAAUCCAUGGCGGACAUACAGUGCGACCAGCCCACUAAGCUGACGCCGAGCGCGUCGUCGCUGAGGAUCUUCGGCUACGAUGUGGGCGGCGGGGGUGCUGCCGACAUUGUCAUGCAUGCGUCGCCGCCGCGGGACGGCCGUCCGGUGGCGGGCGGGCGAAGGUUCGAGUGCCAGUACUGCUGCCGCGAGUUCGCCAACUCGCAGGCGCUGGGUGGGCACCAGAACGCGCACAAGAAGGAGCGGCAGCAGCUGAAGCGCGCGCGCCAGCUCGCCGCCCGCGUCGCCGACGCCGGGCCCGCGGCGGGCAUGGCGUUCUGCGCCGCGGACUUCGCACCACCGCCGCCGGGGCACGUCGUGGCCAUGGGCCACGCCGGAUCGAAUGCGUACGCGCCCGGCGCUGUCCCCAGCUGGGUGUACCUCGCGCACCAGCCGACCCUGAGCCUGCCGUUCCACGCUGCUGCACCAGGCCUGUGCCACCCGGAGCCGCUGAUCCUGCGCGGCGGCACCGGCAGCAGCAGAGCUCGAUCAUACGAGCUGUGCGCUUCGGCUGAUGGCGACGCCGAGGCCGAGGAAGCCUCGGCGAUGGGGCUGGACCUGGAUCUCAGCCUUGCUCCGGCCAGUUCAUCGUGACUCGGGAAAAUCGUUCCCUCCCUCACCGAUUGUAAAACGGAACAACAUGUUGCUCGCAAGAGGCCAAGAUUUGUGUUUGUGUCCCUUUCUUCUGUUCUUUUCUUUACUUCGGAAAAUACCAUUUUCGUGCUCAUACCAAAACCUCCGAUGUCGUUGUUGCACAAAGUGCCCCUAUAGAGUAUAGACAUAGAUAUGUGCUGCUUGCUCAAAAGUUCAAAGCUAGUGAUUGAUAUUC
This is a messenger RNA of Setaria italica (foxtail millet), 1186 nucleotides long. Its product is annotated as zinc finger protein GIS3. The coding region runs from base 328 to 951 and encodes 207 amino acids. Gene Ontology annotation, molecular function: transcription cis-regulatory region binding; DNA-binding transcription factor activity. Gene Ontology annotation, cellular component: nucleus. Lineage: Eukaryota; Viridiplantae; Streptophyta; Magnoliopsida; Poales; Poaceae. The transcript has a single exon. The record is from RefSeq and is a predicted model, not a curated record. Gene Ontology annotation, biological process: trichome differentiation; cytokinin-activated signaling pathway; trichome morphogenesis.